GAGCAAGAGAUCCAGCGUCUGUCUGCAGAGAUCAAAAAUCUUGAAAACUCCCAGAACCUCAGUCCAUCUACACGCCUGGAAGAGCUGCAGGAGGAAAACGCCCGACUCAAGUACCGCCUCAACAUCCUGAAGAAGAGUCUGCAGGAAGACUCACUGAGUCAACGCGGCAAAGCCAUGUUAAACAUCAACCAGCGACUUCAGGAGGUCUUCGGCGAGGCCAUCCAGGCCUCCUGCCCCGAGCUCGACAACCCGCCACUUUCUAUUGCGCCCAGCCAGCAGGCCAAGUUUGGGGACUACCAGUGCAACAGCGCCAUGAGCAUGUCCCAGAUGCUGAAGGCAAAGGGGAUAAAGAUGAACCCGAGGGAGAUCGCAGAGAAGAUUAUCAAAAAUCUUCCAGACAACGAACUCGUCCAGAAAACGGAGGUCGCGGGGCCAGGUUUCAUCAACAUCUACCUGCAGAAGACAUUUGUGUCCAAACAGCUGAGCAACUUGUUGAUUAACGGAGUGCAACCCCCACCACUGCCAUCCAAGAAGAAGGUGGUGGUGGAUUUCUCAUCUCCAAACAUCGCCAAAGAGAUGCACGUGGGUCACCUGCGCUCCACCAUCAUCGGGGACAGCAUGUGCCGAUUGUUUGAGUUUCUGGGAUACGAAGUCCUCAGGCUGAACCACGUGGGGGACUGGGGUACCCAGUUUGGGAUGCUGAUCGCCCACCUGCAGGACAUGUUUCCGGACUACCUGACCGUCUCCCCUCCCAUCGGUGACCUGCAGGCCUUCUACAAAGAGUCAAAGAAGCGCUUUGACACGGACGAGGAGUUUAAGAAGCGGGCGUACCAGUGUGUCGUCAAACUGCAGAGCAAAGAGCCGGAGUUCAUCAAAGCCUGGAACCUCAUCUGUGACGUGUCCAGGACAGAGUUUCAGAAAAUUUACGACUGCCUGGACAUCGAGCUCAUCGAGAGAGGAGAGUCGUACUACCAGGACCUGAUGGUUGAGGUGGUGAAGGAGUUUGAGAAGAAAGGCCUGAUGGAGCUCGACGAGGGUCGUAAGGUCGUCUUCCCCCCAGGGCAGCCCAUCCCCCUCACCGUCGUCAAGUCAGACGGGGGCUACACCUACGACACGUCAGACCUCGCGGCCAUUCGCCAACGAAUCUUUGAAGAGAAGGCCGACAUCAUCAUCUACGUCACUGACAGUGGACAGAGCACGCACUUCCAGGUGGUGUUCGCCGCAGCUCAGCUGAUCGGCUGGUACGACCCCAAAGUGACCCGGGUGGAGCACGCUGGCUUUGGAGUGGUGUUGGGGGAGGACAAGAAGAAGUUUAAGACUCGUUCUGGAGACACGGUGAGGCUGAUGGACCUGCUGGACGAGGGACUGAAGAGGUCCAUGGACAAGCUGAAGGAGAAGGAGCGAGACAAGGUCCUGACUCCAGAGGAGCUCACGAAGGCUCAGAGGGCCGUCGCCUUCGGCUGCAUCAAAUACGCCGACCUCUCCCACAACCGCAACAACGACUACGUCUUCUCGUUUGAUAAGAUGCUGGACGACCGAGGCAACACGGCGGCGUAUCUCCUCUACGCCUUCACCCGCAUCAG
Pundamilia nyererei is the source of this 1583-nucleotide messenger RNA. RefSeq names its product arginyl-tRNA synthetase 1. The transcript is spliced from 12 exons. Gene Ontology annotation, cellular component: cytoplasm. NCBI's taxonomy places the organism in Eukaryota, Metazoa, Chordata, Actinopteri, Cichliformes, Cichlidae. The record is from RefSeq and is a predicted model, not a curated record. Gene Ontology annotation, biological process: arginyl-tRNA aminoacylation. The annotation marks the transcript as partial. Gene Ontology annotation, molecular function: ATP binding; arginine-tRNA ligase activity.